GCUUGUUAUCGUCCAGUCUCGGCUCAGCGCGAGGACGGAGACAGCAGCGACCCAGCACGUACAACAGCCAGCGAGCAGUCUCCAAGUCUCGCUUGACAGCUGUGCUAGCAUCAGAUUGUCAUGUCAGACACGUCUGAUCAGCAUGGGGAAGCGAGUACAUCUGUUGCCGCACGUGAGGCUGGACCGCCGACGAGAGUCCACUUGGAUCUCAGAGGCACUCGCCUGACCGUCGAUAGAGAGGCAUUGAUGGAGCUGCCAGAAUCAGUGUUGCUCUGUCUCUUUCCAAACGGGGUCGUCCUCAACACACAGCGACAAGAGGGAGCAGACGGAGAAGAAGACGAGGAUGUCUACUUUGUCGACUUUGACGGCGCGUGCUUGCGCUACAUCCUCAACCUCUUCGACGAGGCGCGAACCAACUUCUACGGUCCGCCAGGCUCAAAGCGGCGGAUCCAGAGGGAACAGGAAGAUUCCUCCAAUGCGAGCCAAUCAAUGUCGAACCCACUCUUUCUCAAACAAGCCAUCAUCGUCCUGCGCGAAGAACUCGAGUUCUUUCUCAUCGCGCCCAAUACAACUUUCGCUACCGCGCCUCCGUCCGGCAAGACUCAAGGGCUAGCCACGGUCGAUGACGAGGGCGUACCCGUCAAGGAAGUCAUCGACCUCAAAAAGCGUUGUGGCCAGCACUUGCUCGAGCAGCGGGCCAUCUUCACCGCUCUGCAGCGCAACGUCAACCGAGAAAACAAUCUCGCUGAACAACACCUCAUCGAUAUGCUGUGCAUGUCUGGCUUCAACAGAGACGACUCGUGGGGUUUCAGGGCCUUAGAGCCAGACCGGUGUUGCAUCACUUCCCUCGCUCUCGUCCUCCUCAAGACCGGCAUCACCCACAAGUCUGCCACGUCCCCUCCCGGGUCGCCUUCGCAGUCGUGUACCCCAGCGAGCCAGAACAUGGCAGAUGUCACUGUCAAUGCCGCCCAACUUGCAACUGCUCAGAAACUCUUGCUCUUCUGGCGGAAGCCUGCGAGGAAGUGCUGGUGGGAUCUCGCUCACGUCGAGCUGCCAUUACAAGCGAACGAGACGCCCACCACGCUGAGGGUGUGGGUCAGACAUCAGUGGACAUUAGAGACUUCCUUAAUAUGAUGCUGAUGUAUAGCAUCAGAGCG
This is a messenger RNA of Mixia osmundae IAM 14324, 1157 nucleotides long. RefSeq lists its product as uncharacterized. Lineage: Eukaryota; Fungi; Basidiomycota; Mixiomycetes; Mixiales; Mixiaceae. The record is from RefSeq and is a predicted model, not a curated record. The transcript has 5 exons. The coding region runs from base 121 to 1134 and encodes 337 amino acids.